AGAAAACAGAAUGAAAUAAUAAGAAAGAAGAGAUUCACAAGUGAAAAGACAGAAAGAAUCAUGACUGUCGCAUUUCUUAUUUUAGCUCUUUGCUGCUUGCUGACCCGAGUGACAAUAACACAGAAUCGCCGUUUCCAUCCUUCGUGGGAAAUGGAAACUGAAAUGGAAAUAGAUCUUCUAGGAAAUCCAGUUAAAAUGCGUUCAAAUUUACCCAAUAUUGCACCUUGCCGUAACAGCAUGGAAUGUAGUAGCGGAUGUUGCGUCCAAUUUCGUAAGAAUCGGAUGUGUUUAGCUCGAGCUGAAUACGGAGAACGGUGUACCGUGGAUCAAGUGAAAGGGGGAGUGUUUGAUCAGUACUGUCCCUGUAAAAACUCAUCAUUUGUUUGUGACACUGUGUCACCAGAACCCUCGUGCCAGUACGUACUGUUAUUCAACUUUAAUGGUUUGGGUCCUCAUUUGUAAUAUGAAUAAGUUUCCAAAUUUAAAAUUAAUAAUCAAGAAUAUUUUACGGCAAUUUUUAUAUAU
Messenger RNA from Centruroides sculpturatus (bark scorpion), 525 nucleotides. RefSeq lists its product as uncharacterized. The coding region runs from base 61 to 462 and encodes 133 amino acids. Lineage: Eukaryota; Metazoa; Arthropoda; Arachnida; Scorpiones; Buthidae. The record is from RefSeq and is a predicted model, not a curated record. The transcript has 3 exons.